GACGACGAACCUGCUUGCCGGAAUACAGCUUGUGAGCUCACAACAUGGACCCAUAUGUCCCCUCAACGGGUGGAAACGUAAAUUCGUCCACCUCCAACCCUUUUCCCAGCAUGACCCAACCAGUACCACCAACGCGCAAGCACGCCCAAUGGAAUCCACAUGAGAACCGGAUUUUCAUUGCGGCGUGCGAGACGGUGAUAGCCGACGGUCGCCGUAACGGAAAGUGCUUCACGAAACACGGAUGGGACCAACUCAUCCGUUUGUUCAAUUCGAACUCCGAUCACUGUUGGACGAAGCAGCAGCUGAAGAAUCAUUGGGAUGGUCUUCGAACGAAACACAAACGUCUGAUGGAGCUUAUUCACAGUACUGGAGUGGAGUACAUCUCCAAAACGGGAUAUAUUGCUGCUUCCGACGACUGGUGGGAGAGAAAGAUGAAGGUACACUGCUUAAUAUGGUCAUUUUUUGCAUUUUACAAAUUGAAUUGCUUUCAAACUGGGAAACUCGUGCAAUGUCCUGCUAUUGAUGUUCUAUUCACUAUGGACCCUCCCCAGUCAGCAUCUUCAUAGUUCUCAGGAUCCUGAUAUUCAUUCUUUUUGCAUAGACUUGCCACGGGAUUUUCUUAAAUAUUUAGGUUCAAUGAUUGGAAUUUAAUCAUGAAAAUAGUGCGAAAAAAGUAAAACUGUUAGAUCUUGAAGAAGGAGACAUGCUAUGCUGUCCUUAUGCGUGUUUGGCCCUCGUAAAUAUUGUCGUCUGUGUUCAAUAUAUAUCAGUAACCCAGAUCCAAGACUUUGGAGUAAUUAGGUGAGUUUCACUAGAAAUGUUGUGUAAUUAGGCUGUGUUUACAGUCAGAAAUCCUAAAUAUAUUGGCCCCAUACGGGAUAAAUGACACAUUCAAGAGGGAAAAAAAGAGAAUCGAUCGCCUCAUAAGGUCAGGAAAAUAGCCAGUUUUAUUCUUAAGAUUCCAGCUGUAUACACAUGGGAUGACGUUUCUUUAUUAUAAAUCACCAACUUCUUGGAAAAUCUGUCUAGAAGC
Messenger RNA from Olea europaea var. sylvestris, 1033 nucleotides. RefSeq names its product L10-interacting MYB domain-containing protein-like. NCBI's taxonomy places the organism in Eukaryota, Viridiplantae, Streptophyta, Magnoliopsida, Lamiales, Oleaceae. The record is from RefSeq and is a predicted model, not a curated record. Bases 45 to 566 code for a protein of 173 amino acids. The transcript has 2 exons.